AUGAGUAUGAGCAUGGACAACCAGGCGAUUGAAAGAAUUCUUAAUAUGCCGAAGAAUGCGAAGCUUGGUCAGAGGGAGCAGCUCGAAAUAGCAAGGAUGUUUGUAAACGGAAUUCCGUCGGCCAUGCCAAUGCACAAAGUUGCAGAGCUGGCAAGGCUUUUUGUUUCUGCAUGCACCAAGCGGAUGUAUUUGAACGAGAUAAGGAUGUAUCUCCAUGAAAACAACCGCGAGCUCUAUGCUGAGUAUGCAAACAUGUUCUACAACAACCCGGGCGUCUUCGAGGCAUUUGGAAUAAAAAGUGAGCAACGAGGCGUGUUUGCUACGAACGAGGUGAUCCAACCGAUGAGCUUGAAGCCACACAUUAUUCCAAAUGCAAAGAGCAGAUCAACCGCCUGCAAAAGAAAGAUGCGCAAAGAUACACGAGAUGCUGCACUUCGUAAGAUCGUUAACGAAAGGAAUGCCUCGUCCCAGUACAAAAAGAAAAUCAACAAAAUAUACAACGAAAUAAAGAAGGAAUAG
Molecule: messenger RNA, 519 nt
Organism: Ordospora pajunii
Lineage: Eukaryota; Fungi; Microsporidia; Ordosporidae
Exons: 1
Coding region: 1-519 (172 amino acids)
Source: RefSeq, a predicted model, not a curated record